AUUCGCACGGUGUUUACCAACCAGCGGCUAGGCUAAACGGCCGGUCGGACAAAUCUCUCCUCACUCGACAGUUAUACUGGUUUAAUCCGAGUCAGAGUGCACAUAAUUACACAUGGCGGAUCCUGCGGUGGCGUCGGGAGGUUCACUGAACGCAGGAGGGCGUGGGAGUGGUGGUAAAGCCACGACCAGCCCUGCAGAGAACUACCACCUGGCCCGGCGCCGCACCCUGCAGGUGGUCGUCAGCGCCCUCCUGACGGAGUGUGGCUUUGAGAGCGCGGAGAAGGCAGCGGUGGAGACGCUCACGGAGAUGAUGCAAAGCUAUAUCACUGAAAUCGGUCGAUGUGCUAAAGCUUAUUGCGAACACACAGCCAGGAGCAUCCCGACCCUGUCCGACACAGUGGUCACGCUCAUAGAGAUGGGUUUCAAAGCCGACACCCUGCCCAUGUAUGCCAAGAGAUCACAGAGGAUGGUUAUAACGGCACCUCCGGUGACGAACGUACCUGUGACUCCCAAAGCCCUGUCGGCCGGCCAGAAGCGCACACAUCCAGCUCACAUCCCCGGCCACUUCCCGGAGUUUCCUGACCCUCACACCUACAUCAAAACACCCACGUUCAGAGAGCCGGUGUCGGACUACCAGGUGGUGAGAGAGAAGGCAGCGAGUCAGAGGAGAGACGUGGAGCGAGCGCUCACUCGCUUCAUGGCCAAGACCGGAGAAACUCACAGCCUCUUCAAAGACGACGUCACCGCCUUCCCACUGAUCGCAGCCCAGACGAGCACUAUUCCAUAUCUCUGCGCCCUCCUGCCCUCAGAGCUGGAAUUGCAGACGCUGGAGGAGACGGACUCCUCUGAGCAGGACGACCAGACGGACAGCGAGAACGCCGCAGGGAACGUCAUCAGUGAUGAUCCGGGAGCUGACAAAGAGAACUCCAUGCUUCCUCCCGGCGAAGAUGUUCCUUCCACAAAGGCCAGCGAGGACAAUGUGAUCGACAACCCGUACCUUCGGCCAGUCAAGAAACCCAAAUUGAGAAGAAAGAAAUGAGUCCAAUAUGGACCAACGGACUCGCAUUUGCCACAGUGGUUGGUGCUUUUGAGCAGUUGAGUCAGUGGCAGCGUCAUCAGCAGCAUCAGCAGCAUCCUCCUGCUGCUGAAAGCUGCUGCAUGAGCCGGGACCAGUACGGCUGUUUGCUUUUUGUAAGCUGACUUCUGUUGGUGUCAAGUUACCGUCUUUUGGACUCUUGCAAUUUCUCACUUGAUAGGAAUAAAUUCCCCGGCCAAACUGGAAUUCCACUCAGACCACAACAACGUGUUCCUUUUUCCCUCCUUUUAUUAGUAGGCUCCGUUUCCAAGUAAUUUGUGACUAUCCAUAAAACGAAGCAACGCUUCAUUAAUUGGAAUGAGGUGAAAAACCUUUAAACAGAAAAAAACACAUUUCAAUUUAACUGUCAAAAGCAAAACACUGAUGUAGCACCAGUGCAUUUUGACUAUAUUAUAUAUUUCACCACCGUUAUCCCAGCUGUGCCUCCACCAACAUGAGAUUAUCAAAUAAUACACAGUCACCGCACAAUCGGUCCAUAAACAAACCAGCUACCUUUCAUAACAACGACAACCCAUUCCCUGUGUCGCGUGAGCAGGAGCGCCGUGACGGUAGUCCAACAGUAGAGUACAGAGCCGCUCUAGCCGGCUGCUUCUCUGGACUUGUAGACGUUUCUCUUGGCGUGUCCAGGGAGGUCGCUCUACCUAGACUGUUUAAGAAGCGCCCGCUGUUACUUCCGGUGGCUUUUUAGCUCCACCCCAUUUCCCAUGUUGGAUGUUAGUUCAAAGUAUUCUGCCAAUUGCUUUGUUUAUUUUAAUUUGCGAUUAUUUCCCCACGUUCCCAAUUACUUUAUUCAUUGUCAAUUAUUUGUAUUUAUAUAUGUUUUCUAUAAAAUCAUUUGACUUGACAA
This is a messenger RNA of Pseudoliparis swirei, 1943 nucleotides long. RefSeq names its product TAF8 RNA polymerase II, TATA box binding protein (TBP)-associated factor (gene taf8). Bases 113 to 1039 code for a protein of 308 amino acids. The record is from RefSeq and is a predicted model, not a curated record. Gene Ontology annotation, cellular component: transcription factor TFIID complex. The transcript has 8 exons. Gene Ontology annotation, molecular function: protein heterodimerization activity. NCBI's taxonomy places the organism in Eukaryota, Metazoa, Chordata, Actinopteri, Perciformes, Liparidae. Gene Ontology annotation, biological process: transcription initiation at RNA polymerase II promoter.